This is a messenger RNA of Aphanomyces invadans, 997 nucleotides long. RefSeq names its product S-formylglutathione hydrolase. Gene Ontology annotation, biological process: formaldehyde catabolic process. Gene Ontology annotation, cellular component: cytosol. The transcript is spliced from 5 exons. Gene Ontology annotation, molecular function: S-formylglutathione hydrolase activity. Lineage: Eukaryota; Oomycota; Saprolegniomycetes; Saprolegniales; Verrucalvaceae. The record is from RefSeq and is a predicted model, not a curated record. Bases 40 to 894 code for a protein of 284 amino acids.
CGGGCCUUCAACGGCACUGGAAAAAGUUCGUCGACGAACAUGGCGCUCAAGUUGAUCAAGCAAUCGCGAUGCUUUGGUGGUGUGGUCAAGCAGUUCUCCCAUGAGAGCACGACCACCCGCAGCACGAUGCAGUUCUGUGUGUUUCUUCCCCCGAAUGCGUCCGAGACUCAGAAAGUCCCGGUCGUAUACUUUCUCGCGGGCCUCACAUGCAACGACGAGUUGAUGCAAAUCAAAGCGGGAGCUCAACGUGUUGCCGCGGCACGAGGUAUCGCGAUUGUUACGCCGGACACGAGUCCCCGCGGAGUCGAGAUCGAAGGGGCGGACGAUGCUUGGGACUUUGGGUCUGCUGCUGGUUUCUAUGUCGAUGCGACGGAACCAAAGUGGGCGGCGCACUACAACAUGUACUCGUACGUGACGAAGGAACUCCCGUCCGUUGUAAAUGCCAAUUUGCCCAUUCUGGGCGACAAAGCGUCGAUCAUGGGGCACUCGAUGGGAGGUCACGGCGCAUUGACUCUCGCUCUCCGCAACCCCCAACUAUACAAGGCCGUGUCAGCCUUCGCGCCGAUUACGCACCCGACACAAUGUCCAUGGGGCAUCAAGGCAUUCACGGGGUAUCUGGGCACGGACCAGUCGGCGUGGAAGAACUACGACGCGACGCUGCUCUUGUUGGAGAAAGGAGCGGUCCCGGGACUCCACAUCUGGGUGGACCAAGGCACGGACGACCAAUGGCUCCAUGAGAAGCAGCUCCUCCCCGAAGCGUUCGAGGCGGCGUGCCAAAAGGUCGGCCAACCCUUGACGUUGCGCAUGCUCGAUGGCUACGACCACGGCUACUACUUCAUCCAAACCUUUAUCGAGGAACACUUGAACAACCAUGCCGAUGUGCUCUUCAAGUAGAGCUUGUAAAACGUCACCAAGAAAACCUUGGUUGGAUGGUUGCCACCAAUGACUCUGUGUGUUGUGGUGUUGAUGGGAACAGAUGUCCGAUCUCUGUACGCAA